GAAAACACCCGCAAAACCACAUCCCCAACCUAAAGACAAAACCAACCACCGCCACCACCACCACUUCCGCCGCCGCCUCCACCACCAUGUACAGGGACGUCUCCAGCUGCAACUCCUACAACUAUGGCGACGCUCUCUACUGGGACGCCCGCUACAUCCAGGAGGCUGGCUCCUUCGACUGGUACCAGCGCUACUCUGCUCUUCGCCCCUUUGUCCGCAGAUACAUCCCCACCUCGUCUCGCGUCCUUAUGGUUGGUUGUGGCAAUGCCGUUAUGUCAGAGGACAUGGUCAAGGAUGGGUAUGAAGAAAUAAUGAACAUUGACAUUUCAUCAGUUGCCAUUGAGAUGAUGAGAAGGAAACAUGAGCACAUCCAUCAACUGCAAUAUAUGCAAAUGGAUGUCAAGGAUAUGAGUUUCUUCCCAGAUGAAUCAUUCGAUUGCGUUAUUGACAAAGGAACUCUUGAUUCUUUAAUGUGUGGGACCGAUGCUCCAAUUAGUGCUUCUCGGAUGCUGGGGGAAGUGAGCAGGCUUCUUAAACCUGGAGGGAUCUAUAUGUUGAUAACCUAUGGUGAUCCAACAGUAAGGAUGCCUCAUUUGGGUCGACCAGUAUACAAUUGGAAAGUUGAAUUAUACGUCAUUCCCAGACCAGGAUUCCAAAAGCCAGCAGGUUCUACUUCGUCAGCAAAAUCAUACUUGGAACCGGUUCCUACCACUGAGAAAGGGCUACUUCUUCCAGGUUUUGUUUUGGAGGAUCCAGAUUCUCACUAUAUAUACAUCUGUGAAAAGAUGGAUGAAACAGCAGAGCUAGGCAACAUACCCGCCUAUCCAUUGACUUCUGAUGUUUUGUAGGAAUUAAUUCUAUGGAAGAGCCAAGGGAGUUGGUUCCUGCUCUGUUUCCAUGCCUUGGCAUUCACUGACCCUUUAUAUGUUUGUUGUUGUAUGUAGAACCCCCGUCUAGUCGACAGACAUUCUCGGAGUUAUCAGUGUCUAUUGACCAUGAUUCCAUUGUUA
Vitis riparia (riverbank grape) is the source of this 1010-nucleotide messenger RNA. RefSeq names its product EEF1A lysine methyltransferase 4. Gene Ontology annotation, molecular function: S-adenosylmethionine-dependent methyltransferase activity. Lineage: Eukaryota; Viridiplantae; Streptophyta; Magnoliopsida; Vitales; Vitaceae. Bases 87 to 848 code for a protein of 253 amino acids. The transcript has 8 exons. The record is from RefSeq and is a predicted model, not a curated record.